Ambispora gerdemannii is the source of this 1599-nucleotide messenger RNA. NCBI's taxonomy places the organism in Eukaryota, Fungi, Glomeromycota, Glomeromycetes, Archaeosporales, Ambisporaceae. The record is from the annotation of a GenBank genome assembly.
AUGGUUGCUACUAUCGGCAUGAUAAAAACGCGUAAACUUUUGCUUUUACCGCUUAUUUUUCGACGUAAUGUACAGCAACUGAAAAGUGUACCCUCAGUUAUAGAAACUGUUUACGCACCUCCCGAAAAAAUUAACCCAGCUAAGGAAACAGGCUUUGUGGGUUUAGGAAUACGACCACAAAUUUGUGAUGCACUGGAUCAACAUUUUCAUAUAAUAACACCGACACACUGCCAAAGAAAGAUAAUACCACCAAUAUUAGAGGGUAGAGACGUGAUAAUACGUGAUUUGACCGGAUCCGGCAAAACAUUUGGUAUAAUACUCGCGUUACUUAACAAAGCUCGAGCACAUACAAAAAUCAAGGUUGUAGAAAAAAUUAAUCGGUUUCAACAGAGACCAUCAAGAUUCUCAUCAAAAUCAUCACCACCACCACAAACGCGGAAAAUAAUACGACGUGGACCACCAUGUAUAACGAGUGUUGUAGUGCUCCCGAGUCGUGAACUUGCUUUCCAAGUGGAAGGAUGGAUCCGCUCAUUGUUACAGAAUGUGGGGUUUCCCUCAUUGAAACCGAUUAUUCAAGUGGUAGUUCGUGGACAAAAUAUUGAUCCCGAAGAACAAGUAAACGAUUUACGUGAGAAUCCACCGCAUUUGAUGAUUGGCACCGCAACACGAAUAGAAGAAAUUGUUAAUGAACGUAAAGUGGACUUUAAAUUUUUGAAUACUUUGGUGCUUGAUGAAGCUGAUCAUUUACUAAGGCUACCAGGAAAACACGCGCCAUUGAAAAGUAUCAUGAAUCGCGAUAAACAUCCAAAACCUGCUGAACUAUUAACCAGGCAAAUUAUGGAACGAGCAUCUAGUAAACCUCAGGUGAUUGUAGCGUCGGCAACUGUGAAUAACGCGUUGCGGCAUUAUUUCAAUUUCAAUAGAUUUGUAAUAAAUCCACUAUUCGUUGAUGUUACUGGUGGUACAAUAACCCCGUCAACCAUAUUACAUCAUUGUCUAAUGAUAAGUUCAGAAGCAAUCAGAAAUAUCAGUCCGAAAAUAGAAUUAACCAGAGAGGAAAAAAUAGCAAAAAGCAGAGAAUACUAUGAAUUAAAAAAGCAAAAACAUAAUGACAAUCUUGCUGAUAGAAUUAAAUUCGAUGAUAACGAUGAUCGAAUGCUUGACAGUGUAGCAGUUGCAUAUGAUUUAGAACAAGUAGAAACAGGAAUCUUGUUCAUCCCGAAUCGAUUCAAUGUUCCGAAACUAGUGACGCGACUGCACGAAUUCGGGCUCCCAGCAAAAGAAUUGACAUCCGACGAGAUGCAAAAGAUAAAAGAGCGCCCUUUACAUUUAUUUGGGAACAUGACGCGAAACAUUCUGUACGUUGCUACGGAAUUUUCCGCGCGUGGAAUUGAUAUACCAAGUAUCUCGCAUGUUUUUGUUUUGGGAAUGCCUAGUUCGGCUUCUUGUUAUUUACACAUGGCGGGAAGAACGGGACGAAUGGGUAGAGAAGGCAAGGUUAUUAGCUUUAUUAGGGACUUUGGUGGCUCUGAGUCGAAGAUAAGGACAAUGCUUAAAUUAUUAGAGAUAGAUGUUAAACCUUAUGAGCACGUUGAAUAA